This is a messenger RNA of Psylliodes chrysocephalus, 3043 nucleotides long. The record is from the annotation of a GenBank genome assembly. Lineage: Eukaryota; Metazoa; Arthropoda; Insecta; Coleoptera; Chrysomelidae.
AUGGGUCGAAGGAAAUGGAAACUAUACCAAGAAUCUAUGUCGAGAAGUUAUUUGCAACCACUGAACAACAAUAUAAAAAGAACAAACGAAAUCGAUACAGACCAGUAUCACCAAAAAGAAAUCAAGUCCAACCGCCUGCAAGCGCAAACGACAGACACGGACUCCGAUUUGGACAAGGGCGAAUCGAAACUAGGAGGAGGCAAGCAGGAAGUGGCGAACGGGAUAGAAGGAGACAAAGUAAAAGAACAAGAAAGGGAGGAGCACCAGAAGGAAAACGAAAACGACUUAGACAGAUUGAAAGACUGGAACGCCGCCAACCAAGUGUCAUUUUUGUGUGGACGGCAAGCUGGAUAGUGAACAUACCACGCACGGGGUUUUGAGUCCCCGUCUAUCGGACUCGGACACUUCGGAUAGCCACAGUGACAGCGAAGUGCCCACAUCUUUAUUACCUACCUCCAGGUUGCUCAACAACCACCACCAUUACAGAUCUAAUAUUCAAAAUCCAGUUCCACCGCAAUUGGGAAUGACAACGAUAGAGAACAACAUGAUCGCUGCAUCACUAGCAGCGGCAAUUUCGGGGGGCCAAAGUCCCGUCGGAACCCCCAAUUCCAUUUUGCCCUUUUACAAUCCUAGUUUACUGACACCCGAUUUGUACCUGUCCAAUGUCGUUCGAACGUUCCAAGCUGCCGCGGCGCUGAACGAAAAGAGCAACGGCAACAAUGUCAGCGGGGAACAACCGUUGGAUUUGAGCAAAGGGGCGGUGAAUAACCACAGCGCGCCCAGCGGUGCUGAGCAGAGGAUGGUGGCGGGGAAUAACGUGAGGUUGCCCGCGUUGGAACCGAGGCAUAUAUUCAAAGCCAAGCCUAGAAUGUCGACCGUGGCCGGCAGGCGGACCUACACCGAAGACGAGCUUCAAGCAGCCUUGAGAGACAUCCAAUCGGGAAAACUAGGCACCAGGAGAGCGGCUGUGAUCUAUGGUAUCCCUAGAUCCACACUUCGUAACAAAGUAUACAAAUUAGCCUUAGAACGUGAAAGGGAAUCUCACCUCAACAGUUCUACGCCCAUGGAGGACGAAGUAAUGGAGGACGAGAAUAACCUUUCGGGGACGGAGGAGGAAAAGGAAGUGGAGAAAGCUCUGCAAGGUCCUUUGCUUUCUGUUGCUGAUUUGUUCCGAAUGACCGGUAGAGACAUUCCGGAAGCUCUGAAAGUCAUUCUACAAAAGGGCAAAGAAGGGCAGGAUCAAUUCGGGGGUCUGGACCACGGCGAAAUGGGUUCGUACCUCCAUUUUCUUGCGUCUCAGAACAUGCUGAGUCAAAAGCCGCCAGACGGAUCGAUGGCAAACAACAUGAUACCCGAAUUGAUGAAGCGGAUGCUGACGGACGAUCAAUUGAAGAAUCAAAACAACGGUGAUAGCGAAAAAAUCACCAGGCCGAGCCCCAGUAAUUCCGUAAUAAUUAAACACGAGCGUACCAAAUCCGAGUCGGAUAUGGAAACCGAUGAUUCUCCAUCGAAUGUGAUACUAAAAAUUCCGUCCUUUAAGCCGACGACGUCGAGUAAAAAUGGAUGCGAUAAUUUAAGAAGCCAAGCGGAACCCACAGGUAGUAUAAUGUCCCCGCCAGUAACAAGCGAAUCAGGAUCACCUCCGAUAUUACCAACAAAAGGGUUGAACAUUAUGAAAGACGUAAAGGAUGUCAUAGCUCAAAGCAUCAGUCAGAAGUUUCAUCAACCAGUGGAACCGAGACGGCAAAUAAUUGACAUCGAUUUCAAACGGGGAGGAUUCACGCCUCCUCUUGGAAGUGGAAUAUCGGUAAUCAAAACGCAGGACCUCAACAGGCAGUUUCAACAUCAACAACAAUCGCCGAAACCUCAACAGAGUUCGAACAGUGCUCCUACUGGUGGAAAAGGUACAAGACCAAAACGAGGGAAGUACAGAAAUUACGACAGAGACAGUUUAGUAGAAGCAGUACGGGCAGUUCAACGAGGCGAAAUGUCAGUCCACAGAGCGGGUAGUUACUACGGAGUGCCUCAUUCCACACUAGAAUACAAAGUGAAAGAAAGACAUUUAAUGCGACCUCGUAAACGCGACCCAAAACCAAACCCCGUAGACGAAAAAAUCGCCAGUUUAAAACAAAACGACAUUCGCAAUUCACAAGAAAAAAUGAAAUCCAUCAUGAAACCACCGCAGAAAUAUACUCCAACGUCGCCGAAUGGAAUGAAAUUAUCUUUAUUCGAAAGCGGAAUGGCGCCUCUUGCCGGCUAUAACGGCCCGUUUCCAUUUUGGGCGCCUCCUGGUUUCACGCAUCUUCCCCUAGACUACGCUAGGAACCCGGCGUCCUUUCCCGGACCGAACCCGGACUUCUUCGCGUCGCAAAUGAUGCAAAAACUCCAGGAGGAGUCCAGCAGAGCUGUACCUCCUCAGUCGCCAGGAAGUGGUGGUCCGACUUUAUCGAAAAACGCCAGACAGCGAGCGGAAUCUUUAUUAGAAACGACGGCACCUAACGGUUCCUUUCUGGACGGGAUUAUAAGGUCGAGUUUGGAAUCCGGUGUUCCGAGUAGCGAGGAGAAAUCGUUGAUGAACGAAGAUAAGAACGUGGCGCCGGAGAAUAUGUCGAAUAAGGCGUUGUUGGAUCAGUUGUGUCGGAAUAGCAGAUUGCCGCCGCUAUCGAAAGCGCCCGCUUCGGAAGGGAAUCACAGUUCGGAAGACGAAUCUUGUCGGAAGAGUGUUAGUCCUUUGAAUUUUGCGACAGCUGAAACUUCACAAGAAGACAUCGACGACGACUCGUCGUCUCGAUUCGAUAAAGACAGUUCAGAGGUUCAUACAAUUGAACUCUCGAACGACUCCAAUGCGUCAAGCGAAAAAAAAGUGACAGACGAAGAAAGGAAACAUCCCAGACUGUUUGUGAAACAGGACUUAGCUAAACCUGAAAAUUUGAAACCGGAAAUGUUGGUGCGCUUUCGGGAAAUCCUGCCGGAUAUGGACCAUAAUGGUGUGACAGAAAGUGCGCCGAGCAGUGCCUCCGAAAACGAUGGGCCCCAAGACUGA